UAAAUCAUAUCAUAGCUUGGUUAUUGCCUAAUAUUUUCUUAGAUUAUAGCUUGGUGUGUGGCUUUGUUUUUCCACAACUUCUACAAAAUUUUCAAGUAUGGCUAGCCUCCCAAUACUAUCAACUGCCGCAAGAAGAUUGGAAGGUAAGGUGGCUCUGAUCACAGGCGGGUCUGCCGGCAUUGGAUCCUACACAGCCAAGCUAUUCUGCCAACACGGCGCCAAAGUCAUGAUUGCCGACAUCCAAGAUGAUCUUGGCCAUUCGAUUUGCAAGGACUUAGGUCCAACUCAUGCUUCCUUCGUCCACUGUGAUGUCACAAAUGAAAUGGAUGUCAAAAAUGCAAUUGACAAGUCUGUUGCCAAGCACGGCAAGCUUGACAUAAUGUUCAACAAUGCAGGCAUCGGAGGAAUUAAAAGACCCAACAUUUUUGACAACCAUACAACUGAUUUUGAGAAAGUUUUUCGUGUUAACGUAGUAGGUCCAUUUUUGGGCACCAAGCACGCAGCUCGUGUGAUGAUACCGGCUCGUUGUGGAACAAUAAUCAACACGGCUAGUGUUUGCACUGUGAUUGGAGGUGGUGUUUCACAUGAUUAUGCAUGUUCCAAGCAUGCAUUGCUCGGGCUCACCAGGAACACCGCGGUGGAACUAGGAAAGUUCGGAAUUCGUGUUAAUUGUGUGUCACCUUAUUUAGUUCCAACUGCGAUGGCCAGGGAUUUUUAUGAACUGAAAGAUGAGGAAUUCAAUGAUAUAUAUUCAAACCUCAAAGGGGUGUCUCUCAAGUCAGAAGAUGUGGCCAAAGCUGUUUUGUAUUUGGCUAGUGAUGAGUCUAAAUACGUGAGCGGACACAAUUUGGUCAUUGAUGGUGGUUUUUCGGUUGUAAAUGAAGGUUUUUCAAUGUUCAAGGAAUGAAAAAUGGUGCUCUGUUUUGAGUUGAUCAAUUUGACAAUAAGUUGAGUUUAUUUUAAUAAGCUUAUGUUCUUACAAGUGUGCUAGUGAAUAUAUUCUUAAGUCUUGGUUGAAUAGUCAAAUAUGUGCAAGAAAUGUGGAGUCUCAAGAUUUGGUAGACUCUGUAGUCAAUUUUUUAAGUGUUUUCUAAUGUGCCACGUCGUACUACUUUGAAGAAAGAAA
Messenger RNA from Cornus florida, 1126 nucleotides. RefSeq names its product secoisolariciresinol dehydrogenase-like. Gene Ontology annotation, molecular function: oxidoreductase activity, acting on the CH-OH group of donors, NAD or NADP as acceptor. The coding region runs from base 98 to 907 and encodes 269 amino acids. The record is from RefSeq and is a predicted model, not a curated record. The transcript is spliced from 2 exons. Lineage: Eukaryota; Viridiplantae; Streptophyta; Magnoliopsida; Cornales; Cornaceae.